AGUAGGCGCGCUAGGAGUCGCGCUUUAGUGGUUCAAGGUAUGUAGCCGAAGGUAGAAACAUUUCCUGGAAUCUACAGGUGAUUCCAUUACUUGAUUUUGCUCCAAAUAUCAAAAUAGUUCACGGUGGUCGGGCUCUUUGGACGAUUUCUCUGCCACCCUGAGUGCUGUGAGUGUGUCUCCGGAACUCCUCCAGGAAAAGGCUUCAAAUUGUGAUAUACAAUUGUGACUGGGUGGAUUUUGCGGACCCCGUUUGGCCCCCAUUCCUUUGGUGGCAAAACAAGGCAGGAUUUUUAUGUGGAGCUUCAGCUGAUCGCAGAAAACCUGCAGAAUCUCAAGGCUGGCCGAGCAGCAUGACUCUGUUUUCGGCGUGGGAUCCCUGAAAAAUAGGAAAUCAAUCUUCUUUUGGGAACGAGGGACCUCACCACCGCCCAUCAUUGGAUGAUCUUGGAGGAAAAUUGGAAAAGAGAGCACAUCCAAUAAGCGAUCCUCAUCAGAGAUUAAAAGAAGAAACAGAUAAAAGAUAACCGUCUCCAAACUCGUUAUAAAUGAGAGUAGCCAACAACUUGAUCGGUCAACCUGUCCUGGAAAGAGGAUUUUACCCGUUAGAAGUGUGACAAUUGAGGCCCUCUUAGUUGCUUGGUCCAUCAACCAACCAAGUUUCCUCCGGAAGAGGGAAGAACGAGAGCAAAAAUCCACAAACUGGCAAUGAACUCUUCAGUGAGGUAGCAGCCGCAUAUCCCCAUCAUUCAUCAACCUCUUCAACGCCAAAAUGGAGUGCAGUGGACACCAGAUCUCGUUCCAGUUCCAAUUGGGCAUCAUUCGGGACAAAGUGACUGUGGACUCUAGUGAUCUGAAUCUCAAGUCUCUCAAGUCAAUGGCCACGGAUUUCAUUUGCGACAAGUGCCCCAGUCAUGAAAUCACCCGACUUCCGGAACGGGUCCUCCUCUUCCGGCAUGACUAUCAGUCGUCGAAUAUUCUACAGAUGAUCAACGCCGUCACAGAUAUCCAAGAGGACACAACAGUGGAAGUGGUGAUCAAUACUCAGCAUUUGGGCGAGGACGAUGUCGAGAUCCGGCCCCAUCAGCUCUCGAUCCACUCGUACAAAGCGCCCACAUUCUGCAACUUUUGUGGGGAAAUGCUCUUUGGCCUCUUCAAGCAGGGAUUGAAAUGUGAAGGUUGCGGCCUGAAUUUCCACAAGCGUUGCGUGUUCAAGAUCCCCAAUGAUUGCAGCUACAAGAAGCGACGCCGGUCGUCCUUUAGCCUCACUGGACUCCAGGGCAGUUCUUCCACACUUCAUUCAAGUUCCAGCGUGGGAACCACCUCCACAGGGGAUGGCAGCAACUUCUUGGCCCCGCCCAAUCGUGAUGGGAGUCUCAGUCCGUUGCUCUCCUCCAAGAGAGAACGCUCGCCUUCGGUUAUUUCGGCAGGUCGCCCUGUCUGGGUGGAUGUCCAAAUGGCUCAUCGUCUCAAGAUCCCUCACACCUUUGUCCUCCACACUUAUACCAAACCCACGAAAUGUCAUUUCUGCAACAAAAUGUUGGUCGGAGUCUUCAAACAGGGGGUUCAGUGCAAAGACUGUCGGUACAACGCUCAUAAGAAAUGCUUGGAAAAGGUCCCAAGGGACUGUACGGGUGAGAUGCCAGACGAGGUUCUAGUGGACAAGCAAGGCGACUCUACAGAGAACGAACCGGGUUACAAUGGCGAUGAUAGCGACGACGAGGCUCGAACCUCGCCAGACUCGGAGGAGGCUACACCGAGCCACACGCCCAACACGACAACCACCACAAAUCCCUUUGAUGCCGAGACUCGGUCUGGCGCUCAAUCAACUCAACCGAACAUCCCAGUCCAGCGAUUGGUCCAAUCUGUGAAACAGACCAAGCGAAUUGGUUCCAAGAUCCUCAAGGAAGGAUGGUUGGUUCAUUUCACGAACAAGGGGCCCAUGAAGAAGAGGCAUUACUGGAGACUCGAUACCAAGUCCAUCACCCUCUUCCAAAGCGACACGGGGACCAAUUACUACAAAGAGAUUCCUCUCUCGGAAAUUCUUGCCGUGGAAACUGCUCAAAAGGCUCUAAGUGGAAGCGGCGGCGCAUGCUCCACAGGGGCCGAGGUGACACAUUGCUUCGAAAUUAGGACCACUAACGUAGACUAUUUUGUGGGGGAGGUUGGGGUCAAUGGAAAGGUUGACAACGAUCUGGGAGUGGAGUUGGCCAGACAAUGGGAGAUUGCCAUUCGACAAGCUUUAAUGCCGGUUCAAACUGGUAACCCUGGGACUGCAGCCACAGGCAUCAAAACGGGCGCCACGGCCCCGCCACCAGGGGGAUCGACUGUUCCAAAAGUGAACCGCUCCGUCCCGAAGAAUAUCGCAGAGCUGGAGGAGAAGGAUAUUGGCCAACUCUACCAAAUCUUUUCCGAUGAGAUCCUUGGUUCUGGCCAGUUCGGGAUUGUUUACGGCGGGGUUCAUCGAACAAGUGGUCACACUGUAGCCGUUAAGGUGAUCGAUAAGAAGCGGUUCCCUACGAAACAGGAAGCCGCCCUAAAGAACGAGGUAUCAAUUCUGCAGAAUCUCCACCACCCGGGGGUGGUUAACUUGGAACGCAUGUUCGAAACUCCCGAACAGAUCUUUGUCGUAAUGGAAAAAUUGAAAGGUGAUAUGCUUGAGAUGAUCUUGUCAAGUGAGAAAGGUCGCUUGUCUGAGAGGAUCACCCGAUUCAUUGUCACUCAAAUCCUAGUGGCUCUAAAGCAUCUCCAUUCCAAGAAUAUCGUGCACUGUGACCUAAAACCGGAAAAUGUCCUUCUCUCCUCAGAUUCUGACUUUCCCCAGGUAAAACUCUGUGAUUUUGGUUUUGCCCGCAUCAUUGGUGAAAAAGGCUUUCGAAAAUCUGUGGUUGGGACCCCUGCCUAUCUGGCCCCCGAAGUGCUGAGGAAUAAAGGCUACAACCGCAGCCUUGACAUGUGGAGCACUGGCGUGAUCAUUUACGUGAGUUUGUCUGGCACUUUUCCUUUUAAUGAGGAUGAGGACAUUGGUGAACAGAUAAAAAAUGCGGCCUUCAUGUAUCCUCCUCAUCCUUGGAAAGAGAUAUCCAGUCAAGCCAUUGAUCUCAUAGGGAAUCUGCUUCAGGUCAAGUUCCGAAAGCGAUACUCUGUGGAUAAAUCUCUAAUGCAUCCCUGGUUGGAUAGCUAUGAGACCUGGUGUGAUUUACGCGAACUUGAGAACAAGUUCAAGGCCAGAUGGUUGACUCACGAGUCGGAUGACUCUAGAUGGGAGCAACACCAACUCCGACUUGGCAACGCUGUCGCGGACAAACUAGCCAACCUGACCACAGCCACCGAUUAACACGAUUUUAGAAAGCCUCCUUCCUCAAAGAUGGAGGGUCCACUUUGUUCCUCUUGCCUCUUUUCCAUUUAUAUUUCAACAUCUUGAUCAUGGUCUCUCCUCCAUUGCUUAGCACUAAAGCUUCCUCUGCUCCUCUGCUCCUCUGGCCCUCAAAUAGUUGAAUGUAUGACCCCCUCCGGUUGUGGAAUAUUUAAUUUAGAGAUUUUGGCGCUCUACUCCUGUUUUCUCCUUCGACGACCCCGUCCCUCUGUAUUUGAACUUGAAACCACGUGAUUCCAAGAUUUUAAAGUAUACAUAAGAUGUGAACUCUUGACGCUUUUAUUACUACUCCCACACACAUCUCCAAUGAUAUGACCAAACUCAUUAACUUACCAAUGGCUGCACUUUGAACGUGGUUCUGAAAAAAGACCUUCGCAACAAUCGAGAAUGCUACUAGUUAUUUAUAUCAAUGUUAUAUCUUAUAUCACACUUCUUACACCCACAUUUGUAUAUGAUUGUGCAUAUCCUCACCACGAACACGCCCCCGCCCCCUCAUCCCAUUGAAAAGCGUUCAUAUCCCACUUGAUCCUCUUACUGGUAUAAAUAUAUCUAUGUGUUCAAGACUGCUCAGUGAACAAGAAAUAAAUGAUCACAAGUCAUAA
This is a messenger RNA of Tigriopus californicus, 3975 nucleotides long. RefSeq names its product serine/threonine-protein kinase D1-like (gene PKD). Gene Ontology annotation, molecular function: ATP binding; protein serine/threonine kinase activity. Gene Ontology annotation, biological process: protein phosphorylation. Bases 770 to 3334 code for a protein of 854 amino acids. NCBI's taxonomy places the organism in Eukaryota, Metazoa, Arthropoda, Copepoda, Harpacticoida, Harpacticidae. The transcript is spliced from 16 exons. The record is from RefSeq and is a predicted model, not a curated record.